GUCAAAGAUAGCUGUCACCCAGCUUCAUGAUCAAACACACACACAGGCAAGGGCAGAACUGAGGAACACGUUGUCUGUUCCAGGCCCAUGACAAGGUGUCAGGUCUCUCACAACUGAAUUACAGCGCUUUCUUCGGCCUAUGACGUUCCUCUAAGGAUUCAGCACACGGAAAAAAAAAGCCACCACUUUUGGAAUAAAUUCGUCAGGACGUCCAAGUGAACAGGCGCUAUUUUGUUGACGGAUAUGAAGACUAAAAAGGGUAUGCUGGCCACUUCUGGCAGUGAGACAGAAGACGAGGAUAACAUUGACAUCCCUCUGGAUCUGUCUUCGAGUCGCGGAUAUGCAGGCAAAAGAAAACGGAGAGGCAACCUGCCUAAAGAAUCUGUACAGAUACUCAGAGAUUGGCUUUACGAACAUCGCUAUAAUGCCUACCCUUCAGAACAGGAAAAAGCGUUGCUAUCGAAACAGACUCAUCUUUCUACACUUCAGGUGUGUAACUGGUUCAUUAAUGCUCGUCGAAGGCUGUUGCCAGAGAUGCUACGGAAGGAUGGUAAAGAUCCAAACCAGUUUACCAUUUCACGCCGUGCCAACAAGGGGCCCGAGGGCAUGAGUGAAAGCUCACACUCACCAAAGCAUGACAGCUAUGAGCCUGGCUCACCUGCCUGCCCAGACAACAUGACAGUCUCUACCAGUUACCCCCAAAAAACUGCAUCACCCACAAUGCCACCUUCACCUACUCUGGCCCGUCCGUCUGUCAUUUGCCACACCACUAUCACGGCUGCAGGCACAAAGGUUGACGGGACCACAGAGUUGACAGUCUUCAGCUGCCCAUCAGGCACAGGACUGGGCACAGAAUUCAACACGCCACCACCUACACCUCCUGAUCUGACAGCACAGGACUUCAGUGGCUUCCAGCUGCUUGUGGAUGUGGCAUUGAAGAGAGCUGCUGAGAUGGAGCUGCAAGCUAAACGAGUGCUCACUUAAAUACUGGAAAUGGAUGGAUAAGUGGAGGAUUGAUAUAUUUCAUAAACUUUCAUUCCUGGCCCCUAACCCCCUUGAAGUGUACUUUGUGGGAAAAUUGGGGAUAUGACUUGGUGACAAAGUGUUGAUAAAAGUCCUAAUCAUUUCUAUUUUUCAUAAAUGUAAAUCCAAUUGGUGCAGAUUUGUUAGUACAAUACACAUUUUAAGGUGUCUUGGCAGUCCAUGUCUUUUUUUUUUUUGUAUAUAAUUUGUGUUAGAUGUAUAUCUUUCUUUUUUGCACACAGGUGACCAAAAAUGCAUAAACAGAGACUUCAUAGAUAUCUUCUCAGUUUCAGUUUUUCAUUGUAUUUUUGCAGAGGUUUGGUUAUGGAAUUUUUUUCCCUCUCUCCCACUCUCUCUCAUGUUUAGAGAACAGAUCUGCAGUUUCUCAAUUUUUUGCACAGUAUGGCAGGUUAUCUUUCUUCCUCCCUGUUUCUCUAAUGUACUGUAAUCACUACUGUUCCAGGUCAUACAUAUAGUAUUGUACUAAAGUUUGUUUGUUAUUUUGUUUCAUAGUGAAAGAAAAAAAGCUUCUUUUUUUUGGAAUAAUGUGUUUGUUCCAUUUUUUUUUCUCUCUCUUGAGGAAUAUUCAGAUGUAGCACAACUUUAGUCUAGGAUUCUCUCAGAAUUCUCUCAGUGUAGAAACGGCCAGUGAAUGUGCCCCUCUUCUCAACAUGAAUAAAAGACUGCCUGCUUCACACUGUCCCCAAAAGCCCCAACCCACACCUUCUCCACACAUUGUACACCCAAGUGAGCUUGAGGAAUGAACACUACAUAAUUUACGUGUACGGAAUGUUCCUUUAUAUGUUCUUUAUAUGUUAUUAUGUUAAGACAUCACUACCCACAAAUUAAAAAUAAUAAUAAUAAUAAAAACACAACAACA
Neoarius graeffei (lesser salmon catfish) is the source of this 1903-nucleotide messenger RNA. RefSeq names its product TGFB-induced factor homeobox 1 (gene tgif1). Gene Ontology annotation, biological process: regulation of transcription by RNA polymerase II. The record is from RefSeq and is a predicted model, not a curated record. The transcript has 3 exons. Gene Ontology annotation, molecular function: DNA-binding transcription factor activity, RNA polymerase II-specific; RNA polymerase II cis-regulatory region sequence-specific DNA binding. NCBI's taxonomy places the organism in Eukaryota, Metazoa, Chordata, Actinopteri, Siluriformes, Ariidae. Bases 244 to 984 code for a protein of 246 amino acids.